AUGCUCUCUGGAAUUCUCAUCUUCAACCAAAAAGGUGAGAACCUCAUCUUUCGCGCCUUCCGCAACGACUGCCGCCCGCGACUUGCCGAUGUCUUCCGCAUUCAGGUCAUCUCCAACGCCCAAGUACGCUCGCCCAUCCUCACCCUUGGCUCCACCACCUUUAGCCAUGUCAAACACGAGAACAUAUACCUGGUCGCCGUGACCAAGAGCAAUGCCAAUGCGGCGCUCGUCUUUGAGUUUCUGUACCGUUUGGUGGGAUUGGGAAAGGCUUACUUCGGCAAGUUCGACGAGGAGGCCGUGAAGAACAACUUCGUACUGGUCUAUGAGCUACUGGACGAGAUUCUGGAUUUUGGAUACCCACAGAAUACAGAGACAGACACGUUGAAGAUGUACAUUACAACUGAAGGUGUCAAGUCGGAAAGGGCAAUGGAGGACUCCUCGAAGAUUACAAUGCAGGCAACUGGUGCCCUUUCCUGGCGGCGGGCCGACAUCAAGUACCGCAAGAACGAAGCCUUCGUCGAUGUUAUCGAGGACGUCAACCUGCUCAUGUCCGCGACGGGGACAGUACUGCGAGCCGACGUGAACGGACAGAUCAUAAUGCGCGCAUAUCUCUCGGGCACACCCGAGUGCAAGUUCGGUCUCAACGACCGACUAACGCUGGGCGAAGAUCAUCUACAACAACCGUCUGGAAACAAGGCAGGCGCGAAGGCUACAAGAGCGGCAGCGGGAAGUGUGACGUUGGAAGACUGUCAAUUCCAUCAAUGCGUGAAGCUGGGCAAGUUCGAUGCGGACAGGAUAAUAUCCUUUGUUCCGCCCGACGGCGAGUUCGAGCUGAUGCGCUACCGAGCGACGGAGAACGUAAACCUGCCUUUCAAGGUGCACGCCAUUGUCAACGAAGUUGGCAAGACCAAGGUCGAAUACAGCAUCGCCAUUCGCGCCAACUAUGGCUCCAAACUUUUUGCGACAAAUGUUGUCGUGCGGAUACCAACACCCCUCAACACGGCGCGCAUUACCGAGCGGACGUCACAAGGCAAAGCCAAGUACGAACCGGAGCACAACAACAUCGUCUGGAAGAUACCGAGAUUCACAGGGCAAAGCGAGUUUGUGCUGAGUGCUGAGGCCAGCCUGACCAGCAUGACCAACCAGAAGGCGUGGUCCCGACCACCGCUCAAUCUGAGCUUCUCUUUGUUGAUGUUCACCAGUUCGGGGCUACUUGUGCGAUACUUGAAGGUGUUUGAGAAGAGCAACUACAGCAGUGUAAAGUGGGUGCGUUACAUGACGAGAGCGGGUAAUUAUGAGAUAAGACACCGGCACAUUCACAAAACAACUCUAUUGUUCUUCCCACUUUUGAACCAGCAUUACUGUCGCUUCUCUAUGGAGGGUGUGGCUGCCUUCUCGUUGGCGUGCAAUGUUAUACAAAUUGCCGAACUCUCUCGAAAGAUCAUCGCAACCGCGAAGGAGAUCCAAACUUCUCGCAACGGCUUACCCAAAGACCACGAAGAUCUACGUGCAGCUGUGGAGAUCCUACGUCGAGAUGUUGCGGACCUGCAGCAAAACUACAACGGCGAUAUCCUCCAGAGUCUUGCUGUUCAAAGCGAGGUCGCUAUAAACGAGCACAUAGCCCUCUUGGAUUCGCUUCGACUGAAAGGACCCCGAACCUUCCUUCGUGCCUCGGCUGUAGCAUUCAAAGCAUGGCGCAAGCAGCGCCAGCUGUACGAGUCUCAGGCGAAAGUUGACCGACUAUCAGAAGAGCUCAAGACACACAUUGUCACGACCCGUAUCCCGAACAUAGAUCGCAAUGUGGAUUACCUUGGCGAUAAAUUAGCGUCACACAAUCUCUCGAUAGAUCAUGAUAUGAAGAUCAUCGAGCAGCACCUGAGCAGGGUUUAUAAAGUAACUGAAAACAACUCGUACACCGCGAAUGCUACAUCAGAGCUCGUUAGAGAGUUACAGCGAUGGCUCAAAGAUUAA
This is a messenger RNA of Alternaria incomplexa, 1971 nucleotides long. RefSeq lists its product as uncharacterized. The transcript has 3 exons. Gene Ontology annotation, biological process: intracellular protein transport; clathrin-dependent endocytosis. Gene Ontology annotation, molecular function: clathrin-cargo adaptor activity. NCBI's taxonomy places the organism in Eukaryota, Fungi, Ascomycota, Dothideomycetes, Pleosporales, Pleosporaceae. The coding region runs from base 1 to 1971 and encodes 656 amino acids. Gene Ontology annotation, cellular component: cytoplasmic vesicle; AP-2 adaptor complex. The record is from RefSeq and is a predicted model, not a curated record.